Molecule: messenger RNA, 804 nt
Organism: Phaedon cochleariae (mustard beetle)
Lineage: Eukaryota; Metazoa; Arthropoda; Insecta; Coleoptera; Chrysomelidae
Source: the annotation of a GenBank genome assembly
GUUCACGGUUUUUUGGUGGAAAAAGGUGGAAAAGUGAAAAAUCGCGAUGCUGUGCGUUAUUUCAAGAGUUAUUUAACUCAUCCAGAGUCUAAAGAUGAAAACAGGAAGAGAUUCAAAGACUUCGUCAACGUCUUGGCCUCCACACGCUUGGACAACGAGAAGGAAAAGCUGCUGGUCCUCAAGCCCAAAUACCUCGACACCCCCCACCCGCCUCCGUCCCCCUCUCUUCCCCAGUACCUGAACGAUGCCACCGCCGAUCCCAGGAACUCCCUGGGAAUCCCCUCGUCCCCGGCAAUGCCCUCGGAGGUGGAUAAUGCCUUGGCGAUGUCGCCCCCGAGACAACCGCCUCCUUACAGGCCACCACCGCCGCCUGUGUACGCUUCUACGUCGUCGUUAGACACGCUGUCUAUUGGGUCUGUCAGUUCUGUCAAUGAUGCUCCACAGGCGCCUCCAAGAAGGAGAGAAUCGAUGAGGUCUCGACCGGGGGUCGAUUUAACCACCCCCAAAAGACCGAAUGCGGACUCGGAGGCCGACAGGGAUGAUACCGGUAUCAGCGUCAAGGAGCGGACUCAGAAAUUCAACAGGCUGGCCUCGGUGGAGGACGAUCUGAGUCCGCGGCAUACGCCGAAGUCGAGCGAGAAGGAGAACAGGAAGCCCAAAUGGGGGGCCAAUGACGAAGACUGCGCCUCCACCAUACCGUUGGAACCCAAGAAAUGCAUGGAAUGGUAUGUGACAGCCAGCAAAGGAGACUACCAAGAGCUUCUGAAGCUCGCCCAUCAGGAGCCUAGAUUAGUCAAAAAGAAG